Pundamilia nyererei is the source of this 822-nucleotide messenger RNA. NCBI's taxonomy places the organism in Eukaryota, Metazoa, Chordata, Actinopteri, Cichliformes, Cichlidae. The record is from RefSeq and is a predicted model, not a curated record.
AUGAAGGCCUUUGGCUGGACCUGCCCCUUUGACCUAGGUCAACUUCUUUACAACCUGGCACUGAAAAAAACAGCUGUCCAAUCUUCAACCAGUGGCCCCUUGGGUACUGCUGGUAGAGCAGUUGAUGGAAACAGAGAUGCAAGCUAUCAAAGAGGGUCUUGCACACUUACCAGUGGACAAUCUAAUCCCUGGUGGAGAGUAGACCUAGUAAAUGUGUGUGCUGUCAUCUCUCACAUUCCCAAGGGACAAGCGUUUUACUUUCCAUGUAACUCUGUGAAGGGACGCUACGUCACUGUGUUCCUACCAGGAAGUGCAAAGGUCCUAAAUCUCUGCGAGGUUGAAGUGUACUAUGUCUUUGUCACUGGCAGCAAAGAUGUCCACAUUCUCAUCCAGAAGGCACCUCAACCGCUGGCGCUGGUCGACGUUGAGGCCUACGCUGCUGCGCUGCCAAAGGUCAUCAACAGCCUCGAUGGUCUCGGUGCCCGACGCCUGUCUCGUCUGGUCCCCUUCGCUCCCUGCUUUUGGCCGCGCUGGAGGGCAAAAGUCUCUGCGCCAAGAGUGAUAGCCAGCUUCACGGUGUCGACGCAGGCCCCCCCAGCGGCUCAGCAGAUCCAGGCCAAUGAUGCACCGGUCUUGAAUGUCGCGAGCCAGAAGUCGUGCACCAGCUCCAGAUCCUUCACUCGGAUCCGCAACGGUUUCUUCCCCCGCAUAACAGUUUUCUCCCCCGUCACUGUCAUCAGCUGGGUGUCUGUGGGCAACCAACCCUUCACCAGUGGCCCGGAUGUUCCAGGGGCACGCCAGGUCGUAUCAGGGAAAUGGUAG